AUGACCGCGGCGUCGGCGUCGCCAGCGACGGCACAAUUCAAGCCGCGGCAUUCCUUUGGUGCGCAGGAAGGAAUCUUGUGCGCGGCUGGUUUCGGCGAGGAAGGCCAGUACGGUGUAGAUAAAUCCUUGGACGUGUUCUGCCCAUCGAUCCCGGCAGUGUGGCGGCUGGGAGAUUUGCCCGUGGCGGUGGAGCAAUGCAGCGUAGCGAUGCUGGACGCUAGUACCAUGAUGGUCUGCAGUCGGCGCACUAACCUGACUGGACAUCGCGACAGCCGCGGAACCGAAUUCUCAACGUCGGUGGAAGUCUACGAUCCCGACAGUCGCUCCUGGAGCGCCGUGGCCGCGCUGCCCGUUACUCUGGCUUACGUGGCGCUGGUGGCGUGUGACGGUCGCUUGUACGCCUUUGGAGGCCAGCGCGGCGCGCUAGGCGUGAGCGCUUGCAGUUCGUUCUCGUAG
Messenger RNA from Paramacrobiotus metropolitanus, 456 nucleotides. Its product is annotated as kelch-like protein 28. Bases 1 to 456 code for a protein of 151 amino acids. Gene Ontology annotation, molecular function: protein binding. The transcript is spliced from 3 exons. The record is from RefSeq and is a predicted model, not a curated record. Lineage: Eukaryota; Metazoa; Tardigrada; Eutardigrada; Parachela; Macrobiotidae.